AUGAUUAGAAUAUACAGUAAAAUUAUUCUUCUAAGUAUUUUCUUAAAUUUAUUUUUUAUAUUGAACUCGGAAGCUUUUCAACAAAACAAAAGCUCUCAUCACAUACGAAGACCUAGUAUCGAUGAAAAUUCUUUUAAGAAAAUCGCAACAUAUCGUUCUUUUCAACCAGUAUCAAUUAAUUAUAACAAAGCGUUGUAUCCAAAAGCAGAAGAUCGAACAGAUUACGAUGUUAAUUCGUACGAUAAUGAAUAUGGAGGAGUGGUUUCUAACUUCACAUCGUCAAUAUAUGAUGAUAAUCCACCUUUAUAUCCGAAUCCUGAAAUACUAACAAGAAGCAAUCAAGCAGAAAUUAAUAAGUUUAUGGAAAAUAAAAUACCUGAACCGGAAGUGGAAGUACCAGAUGGCUCUUUAGCUGAUGGCGAUCUCAAAGAACAUAAUAUUAUUGAUAGUGUUACGUAUGUUUAUGGAUUUAAUAACUGUCAAGGAGUCAGAGACGAAUGGAUGAUAUUGAUUUUCAUCACAAGUGGAUUAGCAAUAAUCUUGCCUGUAUCAGCAAUAAUGUGGUUAAUGUGGAGUGAAUAUGCUGCUACAUUUAGACGAAACAGCAAGCUUUACCCAAUUAUCAUCAAUUUAUGCUGUUGCCUAGUGGCGUGUACUUUAAUUUACAUACAAGCCAUCGUGGGGGCUUCAUCUCCCUCACAAUGUGAAAGGAUUGCAUUAGUUUUGCAUUACACACAUAUUUCUUGCGCGAUGUGGAUUGUGGCUUUGGCAGCUGCUGUUGCAGAAUAUUGUGUGUGUGACACCCUCUUGCCUUUGAAAUAUAACUACUUAUUGGCCUAUGGAGUUCCAGCUAUCGUUGUGAUGUGUGAAUUUUACUUUCUGCGUGGUCAAGAAAUAUUUUAUAAUUCACAGUUCAAUUACGCUUUAUCAAUGGAACAAUAUGAGAUUAAACAUUACUGCUGGAUGUCUAUCGAAAAGGGCAUGGUUAUGGGUUUUAUGGUACCUGCGAUGAUAUUAAUCUUAAUCAACACAGCUAUAAUAAUUGUUGGCUUACAAAGCGUAAAUAAAAAGCAAACGGAAAUUUUAUCAGCAAAAAUUCAACAAUUGGUUGAGCAUCAUUUUUCGAAUGCACCUAAGAAUGAUAAAGUAGAAGAGAAUGCCGAGGGAAGUGUAGAAACAUUGAACAACAUGUACACCCCAUCGAGUAGCAGGAAAAAUACGGACAGUUCCGACACUCUGGAGAAAGAGUUUAAUUUUAAUAAUGAGGAGUAUAAUCAAUACGGUACUAUGAAUAACUCAAAUAAUGAUGUCAAUAUGGAGAAUGGAAAGGAUACAAGUGAAAGUCUCAAAAUAAAUGAAAAGAGUAUACUAAAUGAACUAUAUUUGGAAAAUUUGGUUUGGAAGUGGAGCUGGAAUACCGAAGGAAAUGCUCUCAAAGCUUAUCUGAAUCUCUGCUUGGUUCUCGAGCCGUUUUUCGCUAUUAACUGGGUGAUGGGAGUCGUUGCUAUAGAAAAUGCCACACAUUGGUCGACGCCUACUAUCUAUCUUAUACUGGUCGUGUCUAUGCAUAUCUACCUGGCGGCCACGGUGUGCAGCACACUACCGAUAGUCAACGACAAGGCUAUAAUUUGUGAAGAGAUCAUAACCGAUCCUGCUAUAUCACGAACCAGGACUACCGAUAGCAUCCCUCUACUGGACCCCGCGAUACAACACCCGAACGUGACCCCUGCUCCCGCUGACACUAUAAGCACAAUAAGUAUU
This is a messenger RNA of Brenthis ino (lesser marbled fritillary), 1761 nucleotides long. Lineage: Eukaryota; Metazoa; Arthropoda; Insecta; Lepidoptera; Nymphalidae. The record is from the annotation of a GenBank genome assembly.